This is a messenger RNA of Cottoperca gobio, 459 nucleotides long. RefSeq names its product microseminoprotein, prostate associated 1 (gene msmp1). Gene Ontology annotation, cellular component: cytoplasm. The transcript has 3 exons. Bases 1 to 387 code for a protein of 128 amino acids. Lineage: Eukaryota; Metazoa; Chordata; Actinopteri; Perciformes; Bovichtidae. The record is from RefSeq and is a predicted model, not a curated record.
AUGAAGAUGAUGCUUGUCGGGGUUAACUGGGUUCUUGCAGCUGCAGGUUUUCUUCUCUGGACCAGUGUUGGGUCUGCUGCUCCCAUGGUGUGCCACUUCAACUCCAGAGCACUGUGUGAGUUCGAGGGGAGGCACUACUCGCUGGGUGAAUCCUGGAUGGACAACGCUUGUAUGCAGUGCACCUGUCUGCACCCUAUCGGCGUCGGAUGCUGCGAGACGGUGCAUCGGCCGGUGGAUUUCCCUGCGUGGUGUGAGGUGCGUGUGGAGCAAGGGACCUGCCAAGUGUCGCUGGUCCAGACGGCCGACCCCCGCCUGCCCUGCUCCCCAGGUGACAACAUGAAGGACCCCGUCCACGGAUCGCUUCAGCUGCAGCAGCUCGACUGGUAGAAAACCAGCGAAUAUUUGUUCUAUUCAUCUGCCUGUGAAGCCAACACUCACUAUAGUUAAACACCAGUAACC